Messenger RNA from Zingiber officinale, 2644 nucleotides. Its product is annotated as DEAD-box ATP-dependent RNA helicase 28-like. Gene Ontology annotation, molecular function: nucleic acid binding; ATP binding; RNA helicase activity. NCBI's taxonomy places the organism in Eukaryota, Viridiplantae, Streptophyta, Magnoliopsida, Zingiberales, Zingiberaceae. The transcript is spliced from 20 exons. Bases 109 to 2289 code for a protein of 726 amino acids. The record is from RefSeq and is a predicted model, not a curated record.
AUUCGAAUAAUAAAUAGGCAACGAAAAUUGCGCAGUAAGAGCAUUGCAGCCCCUCGUUGCUCCCUCGGCGGCGCCGGCGGUGGUUUUAGGGUUUUCGUCUGACGGACCAUGGAUCCGGAGUUCCACUUCGACGCGGCUAGUUCGGACGAGGAGGCGGAAGUCGAGGACAGGCCUUCCCAGUCCCCAUGGGAUUUCGCCUCCUACUCGGAGUCCGUAGCUGAGGAGCACGCUCGUCGCAAUACCACCUCGGUUGAUGCUAAGAUCACUAAAGCCCUCGAGGAGCGCGUCGUCUCGCAUCCAGACGUCGGGGACGAUGAGGAAGAGGAGCCAAGCGACGAGGUUUUCUCAGGCGAUGAACUAGGCAAAGAUGACCAUAAACAUCACAAGAUCAAUGGAAGCUCAGGUGGAAGGCCUUCUUUUUUUGCAUCACAUGAAGGAGCAUCGUUUCAUGCAAAUUCUUUCCUUGAGUUGAACUUGUCUCGUCCUUUGGUAAGAGCAUGUGAAGCCUUGGGGUAUCAGAAGCCAACUCCUAUCCAGGCUGCAUGCAUACCAUUAGCACUAACUGGCCGCGAUAUAUGUGGAAGUGCCAUUACUGGUUCUGGAAAGACUGCUGCUUUCUCCCUGCCUGUAUUGGAACGUCUACUUUUUCGCCCGAAGCGUAUCCAUGCAAUCAGAGUGCUAAUUUUAACUCCGACAAGGGAAUUGGCUGCACAGGUCCAUAGUAUGAUCGAGAAACUUGCUCAAUUUACAGAUAUCAGAUGUUGCCUUGUUGUUGGUGGCCUUUCAACAAAGGUACAAGAGGCAGCCUUAAGAUCAAUGCCUGACAUUGUGGUAGCUACUCCAGGACGAAUAAUAGAUCACCUGCGGAAUUCACUUUCAGUUGGGCUUGAAGAUCUCGCUGUUCUAAUACUGGAUGAGGCAGACCGUCUUUUGGAAUUAGGCUUUAGUGCUGAAAUGCAUGAACUGAUACGAAUGUGUCCCAAACGGAGGCAAACAAUGCUCUUCUCUGCAACUAUGACUGAGGAAGUAGAUCAGCUUGUUAAUCUUUCAUUAAAUAAACCUGUACGCCUGGAGGCUGAUCCAUCAUACAGAAAACCAGCUACAUUGACAGAGGAGGUUGUUAGAAUACGUCGGUCACUUGAAGCAAACCAGGAAGCAGUUCUUCUUGCUCUUUGUUCGAAAUCAUUCACACAGAAAGUGAUAAUUUUCAGUGGGACAAAGCAAGCUGCACACAGAUUGAGAAUUGUAUUUGGUCUAGCUGGCAUGAAAGCCGCAGAGCUCCAUGGUAAUCUUACUCAAGCACAACGGCUGGAUGCUUUGGAACAAUUCAGAAAGCAAGAAGUGGAUUUUCUAAUUGCAACUGAUGUUGCUGCUCGUGGUCUUGAUAUCGUCGGUGUUCUGACAGUGAUUAAUUUUGCCUGCCCACGUGAUUAUAAAAGUUAUCUUCAUCGUGUUGGUCGUACUGCUCGAGCUGGGCGUGAAGGAUAUGCUGUUACAUUUCUCACCGAUGAUGAUAGAUCUCUAUUAAAGGCCAUUGCAAAGAAAGCUGGUUCACAAUUGAAGAAUCGCAUUGUUGCAGAAAAACCUGUAGCUGAAUGGACAAAGCUAAUAGAAGAAAUGGAGGAUCAAAUUGCUUCUGUUUUUGAAGAAGAGCGAGAAGAGAGGGCAUUCAGGAAAGCUGAAAUGGAAGCUACAAAAGCUGAAAACAUGAUAAUGCACAAGGAAGAAAUCUUUUCACGCCCCCAAAAAACUUGGUUUGUCACUGAAAAGGAGAAGAAGGCUUUGGCAAAGGCCACUAAAGUGUCCUUGGACAAUGUUCAAAAUGGCCGUAACCCAGUAAUGAGUGCACAGGAAGCCGAAGAGCUGAAACUGAAAGAGAAGAGGAGGAGAGAGCGUGAGAAAAAUUUGCCACGGAAGAAACGCCGUAGAUUAGAAGCAGCCCGAGAGAUGUUGGAGAAUGAAGAAGAUAAUGAUGAAGAUCAGGAAGCUGAAGGUCAGAAGAAAAAGAAGACUGGUCGGUCACUUGUUGAUGUUGGCUAUCGGCGGGCAAAAUCAAUGAAGGCCAUGAAGAAGAUGCAAGAUGCUGGGAAGAAGUUACCAAAGAGUGCAAAGAACAACCAACUUGCUCAAAAGAACAGUUCGAGGAAGGAAGAAAUGCUUGAGCUAUUCCAAAAUGAUAUGAGUGACAAAAAGCAAGCGCAGAUCACUAACAAAAAUAAGAAUGUUUCAGUGCGGAGAAAAUCAAAUGGUUCCUUCAAGAGCAAAUCAAGGUACAAACGUAGAAAAUAGGGCAUACAAAGCAUGAGGAAGGCCGCCCAACUGUACCAUAUCUGAGGUUUCCGACUAUUGUAUCGUGUUUUGUUUGAAGGCUAAAAUGCUGAGUGCUGGAAUGAAAUGGAUUUACCACUUCUCUUCCAUUUUAAAUCUUACAAAUUGGCGAUCUGUAAUCUUUGGUAAAUUAUCCAAUCAAAAUUGACAGCGGAUGACUGACUUGUAUCUGUCGAUCUGGAAGACAUUUUACAUUUGGAGCAAGUAGUUUAUUGAUGAAAGUAUAGAGCCUAGGAUUUGCUCCAAAAAUAUGUUUUAUUAGUCAGAAACGGGUGUGAAUUUCACGAAAAGGAUCUGCUGGAUGUAUCUUUCUCUA